GUGUGUAUCCGUCCGCGGGGCCCGCCUCCCGUUCCCCUGGCGGUGCGGCGAACAAGAUGGCGGCGGUGGCCUUUGAGGUAGUGCUGUGAGCCCCUCGGCCUCCGCUCUUCUUUGCGGCUGGAAAGUGAAGCCUUCGACCGGGCAGCCCGGGAGCGGUGAACGGCGGUGGAGGAGAAACCAGGCCCGGCUGCCCUCCUCUCCGCCGCGGGCUAUUUCUUUCAGAUUCUUUUUUGGGUGCUUGUCAUGGCAACAGGAGGCGGCCCAUUUGAAGAAGGCAUGACUGAUCAGGACUUGCCUAGCUGGAGUAAUGAGAGCCUUGAUGACCGGCUGAACAACACGGACUGGGGAAGUCAACAGAAAAAAGCAAACAGAUCAUCAGAAAAAAACAAGAAAAAGCUUGGUGGAGAAGCUGAAACGAGGCUUACUAAUGAUAUAUCUCCAGAAUCUUCACCUGGAAUGGGACGACGGAAGACCAGAACUCCUCACACUUUUCCUCAUGCUCGAUACGUGACCCAGAUGUCUGUUCCAGAGCAGGCUGAAUUGGAAAGACUUAAACAAAGAAUAAACUUCAGUGAUCUGGAUCAGAGAAGCAUUGGAAGUGAUUCUCAAGGCAGGGCGACUGCUGCUAACAACAAACGUCAACUAAAUGAAAGCAAAAAACCAUUCAACUUCUUGUCACUGCAGAUAAACACUAACAAAAGCAAAGAUCCUAUAUCAGGUUCCCAAAAAAAGGAAAGUGGGGAGCCAUUGCAAUGUAAAGACCUGUUUGGAGCUGCUCUAAACAAAGAUUUCUUGCAAAAUGGUCAACUGUCUGUUCAAGAAGAUGGGAGAGGAGAACCAACUAUGGAUAGUAGCCAGAUUGUCAGCAGACUAGUUCAAAUUCGCGACUAUAUUGCUAAGGCGAGCUACAUGCGGGAUGAUCUUGUAGAGAAAAAUGAAAGAUCGGCCAAUGUUGAGCGUUUAUCACACCUUAUAGAUCACCUUAAAGAGCAGGAGAAAUCCUAUCUGAAAUUUUUGCAAAAGAUGCUUGCUAGAGAAAAUGAGGAUGAUGGUGUUUGGACUAUAGAUUCAGCUGUGGGAUCUGGUUCUGUAGGUGAGAGCACAUCGCUAAACACUGAUGUGCAAGCUGAGGCAUCAGAUACCAUGGCCAGAGAUCCUCAACAGGAAGCUAAAGAGGAGUUGGAGAACUUGAAGAAGCAGCAUGAUUUACUGAAAAGGAUGCUACAACAACAGGAACAAUUGAAAGCUCUUCAAGGAAGACAGGCAGCUCUUCUUGCUUUGCAGCAUAAAGCAGAGCAAGCUGUUGCUGUUGUGGAUGAGUCUGUUGUAACAGAGACAACAGGUAGUGUUUCUGGAGUAAGCCUUACAUCAGAAUUGAAUGAAGAAUUAAUUGACUUAAUUCAGCGCUUUCAUAACCAACUUCAUGAUUCUCAGACUCAGUCUGUACCAGACAAUAGAAGGCAAGCAGAAAGUCUUUCACUUACCAGAGAGAUUUCACAAAGCCGAAACUCUUCAGUGUCAGAACACCGGUCAGAUGAAAAGGCACAGCUUUUCAACAAGAUGCGAAUGUUGCAGGGGAAAAAGCAAAAAAUGGAUAAACUGUUAGGAGAACUGCAUACGCUUCGUGACCAACAUCUAAAUAAUUCCUCCUUUUUUCCAGCUUCAAGUUCUCCUCAAAGGAGUAUUGACCAAAGAAGUACAACUUCAGCUGCUUCUGCUCCUGUGGGUGUAGUAACUGUUAUCAAUGGUGAAUCAAAUAGUCUGGCAUCUGCUCCCUAUCCUCCUGAUUCCCUGGCUUCUCAGAAUGAGAGUGAAGAGGAUGACAAUCUAAAUCCAACAGAAAAGCUUCAGAAGCUAAAUGAGGUUCGAAAGAGACUGAAUGAGUUACGUGAGCUAGUUCACUACUAUGAGCAAACAUCUGAUAUGAUGACAGAUGCUGUGAAUGAAAACACUAAGGAAGAGGAAGAAACAGAAGACUCAAGAAGUGAUUCUGAACAUGGGGAUCCACAGCCUGUUACAAAUAUUAGAAACCCUCAAGGAAUCAGUAGUUGGAGUGAAAUAAAUAGCAACUCAAAUGUACAUUGUGGAACUAAUAACAGAGAUGGAAGACAUCUUAAUACAGACUGUGAAAUAAAUAAUCGAUCUGCUGCUAAUAUAAGGACUCUAAAAAUAUCUUCUACUCUAGACUGUCAUAACAGGGAGGGUGACAAAGAUAUUGACCUACCCCAAGGUGAAGAUGAUGAAGUGGAAGAAGAUAGAGCUAGUGAAGAUUCCAUAUCUAGUCACAGAAGCAGCCUGGGUGAUGUUGCAGGAGAUGCUGAGUUUGAGCAGAAGAUUAAUAGGCUUAUGGCUGCAAAGCAGAAACUUCGACAGUUACAAAACCUUGCUGCUAUGGUGCAGGAUGAUGAUCCAGAACCUCAAGUACUCACUGCAAAUGCAUCUAACAUGGGUGACUUUUUGAGUGAGAUGGAAGAGAUAAAGCAACAACCAAACAAUGUUCGAGUUAGCACCAAUAAGUUGCAAAAAGAUGUAGGACUGAAUGAAAAAGCAAGAGAGAAGUUUUAUGAAGCUAAACUUCAGCAGCAGCAGCGGGAGCUUAAGCAGCUACAAGAAGAAAGAAGAAAACUGAUGGAAAUUCAAGAAAAAAUUGAAGUGUUACAGAAAGCUUGUCCUGACCUUCAAUCUGCUGGCCUGGGUAACAGUCCAGCAAAUAGACAGACUUCACCAGCAGCCUCAACUCCAGCCAUGAAUGAGUGUAACACAGCUGGCAAGCCUUUACUUGAAUUUGGUGAAUCUGUACCAGUAGGCAAUGAGUUAUGGUCUGAGAUGAGAAGACAUGAAAUUCUAAGAGAAGAAUUGCGACGGAGAAGAAAACAACUUGAAGCUUUAAUGGCUGAACAUCAGAGGAGGAGAGAACUGGCAGAAACAAUAUCUACUGUUGCUGCAUCAGUUAAAAGUGAGGGGUCAGAAGUUCAGCAUACUCCCCAGCAGAGUAGGACAGAGAAUAGGACAAUGGCUACCUGGGGAGGUUCUACGCAGUGUGCACUAGAUGAAGAGGAUGGAGAUGAAGAUGGUUAUCUCUCUGAUGGACUUGACCAGGCAGAAGAAGAGGAAGACGCGCCAAGUAUGAAUGACAGCUUUUCCGUUUAUCCCAAUAACCAAAUACCAGAAAGUGUGUAUUAUCUUAAAGGAAAUAAGGAUAGGUGGAAAAAUUGCCGUCCUCUUUCAGCAGAUGGGAAUUAUCGACCAGUGUCUAAAACUAGGCAGCAGCAAAACAUCAGUAUGAGACGCCAGGAAAACUUUCGGUGGAUAUCUGAGCUUUCUUAUGUGGAGGAAAAAGAACAGUGGCAAGAACAGAUCAAUCAGUUGAAGAAACAACUUGAAUUUAGUGUUAGCAUUUGCCAGACUUUAAUGCAAGAUCAGCAGACCCUCUCCUGUUUUCUGCAGACUUUGCUUGCAGGCCCAUAUAAUAUGAUGCCCAAUAAUGUUGCUUCUUCACAAGUACAUCUUAUUAUGCAUCAGUUAAACCAGUGUUAUACUCAACUGUCUUGGCAGCAGAAUAAUGUCCAAAGAUUGAAACAAAUGCUAAAUGAUCUAAUGCACCAGCAAGAACAACAGUGUCAAGAGAAGCCAUCAAGAAAAGAGAGAGGCAGUAGUGCACCACCACCUCCAUCUCCCGUUUUCUGUCCAUUCAGCUUUCCUCCACCGCCUGUGAACCUGUUUAAUAUACCAGGAUUUACUAAUAUUUCUUCAUUUGCUCCAGGUAUAAACUACAAUCCGGUGUUCCCUUCUGGCUUGGGAGAUUUUGCACACAGUGGUUUCCCACAAAGCAGUGAGCAGCAGCAACAUCCUUUAGAUCAUAAUACUUCUGGAAAAACUGAGUAUAUGGCAUUCCCCAAACCUUUUGAAAGCAGUUCCUCUAAUGGAGCAGAAAACCAAAGAAGGAGUCAUAGGCAACCUGAAGAUGAAGUGGAAAAAAGAUCAACUUGGCUUAAUGAUAGCCAGGAAGUGAAAAAAGAUGAUCAGUCUCAACUGAAAGCAGGCUUUCCAGUUUCAGUUCAGAGCAUUUCUUCGGGUCAUAAAAAUCAGUCUGAUAUGAGCAGGAGAAGAAACUUUGAUGAAGAGUCUUUGGAGAGUUUUAGUAGUAUGCCUGAUCCAGUUGACCCAACUACUGUGACAAAGACAUUUAAAUCUAGGAAAGCUUCAGCUCAAGCAAGCUUGGCAUCAAAAGAUAAAACACCCAAAUCAAAGAAUAAGAGGAAGAGUUCUUCUCAGCUGAAAGGCAGAAUUAAGAAUACUGGUUAUGACAGUGCGAGUGCUUCUAGUGUGUGUGAACCCUACAAAAGCACUAAAGGUAAACACUCUGAGGAGGUUGUUCAUGCAAAGGUGUUCAGCAAGAAGAAUCGGGAACAACUGGAAAAAAUAAUCAAAUACAGUAGAUCUACUGAAAUGUCUUCAGCACAUGCUAGGAGAAUUCUGCAGCAGUCUAACAGAAAUGCAUGCAUUGAAGCACCAGAAACUGGUAGUGAUCUUUCUAUGUUUGAAGCUUUGCGGGACACAAUUUAUUCUGAAGUCGCAACUCUUAUUUCUCAAAAUGAGUCUCGGCCCCACUUUCUUAUUGAACUUUUCCAUGAGCUACAGCUGCUAAACACAGAUUACCUAAGACAAAGGGCCCUAUAUGCUUUACAGGAUAUAGUGACCAGACAUUUAUCUGAGAACAACGAGAAAGGGAAAUAUAUAAAAUCUCUAAAUACUGCAACAUGGAUAGCAUCAAACUCUGAACUCACUCCCAGUGAAAGUCUUGCUUCUACAGAUGAUGAAACGUUUGACAAGAACUUCCCUACAGAAGCAUGUCAGGACUGUGAACAAAAUGAUGCAGACAAUGGGAGCACUAUGUCUACAUCUUCACAUUUUGAACCCUUUGCCACUGAUGACCUUGGCAACACAGUGAUUCACUUAGAUCAAGCUUUGGCUAGGAUGAGGGAAUAUGAGCGUAUGAAAAUUGAAGCUGAAAGUACCCUUGGCUCUGAGGGCUGCUCUAGUAAUUUUCAGGGUGCUACUGCUGCUAAAUUAGAAGGUCCCAGCACGAGUGAAUGUCUUUCUGUGCCACAGUCAAGUGAAGUUUCUGCUGUCCCAUGUCCUCGCAUAGACACUCAGCAGCUUGACCGGCAGAUUAAAGCAAUUAUGAAAGAGGUCAUUCCUUUCCUGAAAGAACAUAUGGAUGAAGUCUGUUCUUCUCAAUUACUGACAUCAGUAAGACGUAUGGUCUUGACUCUUACACAACAGAAUGAUGAAAGUAAAGAAUUUGUCAAGUUCUUUCAUAAGCAACUUGGCAGUAUUCUUCAGGAUUCCCUGGCAAAAUUUGCUGGUAGAAAAUUAAAAGAUUGUGGGGAAGAUCUUCUUGUGGAGAUUUCUGAAGUAUUGUUUAAUGAAUUAGCCUUUUUUAAACUCAUGCAAGACUUGGACAGUAACAGUAUUUCUGUGAAGCAGAGGUGUAAACGCAAAAUAGAAACUACUGAAGAGAUACAAUCUUAUGCUAAAGAGGCAAAAAAAGGUCUCCAAGUGGAUGUUUGUUCAUCUACUGAAGAUAUCGAUGAGGACAAAGAUAAGGAUGAGACUGAAACUGCCAAACCAGUACAGGGCUUAGAAACGUAUGAUGGUAAUGAAGUUCCUGAAAGUAUCAAGUCUGAUGCUUCUGACCAAGAGGAAGAUGAAGGAAGUGAGAGUGGCCCACUGGCAAUAAGUUUAUCAAAAGCAGAAACCCAAGCUCUCACUAAUUAUGGCAGUGGAGAAGAUGAGAAUGAAGAUGAAGAAAUAGAAUUUGAGGAGGGACCUGUUGAUGUGCAGACAUCAUUACAAGCGAGCAAUGAAACAGCAACUGAAAAUGAACAGACUUCAAGCCAGGAACUGAGUAAGACAAAAGGCAGUGAUAUUUUGUCAUCUGAACAACAAUCUGUUAAUGUUAAAGGUGAACAAGAUGCAGCUACAAUUUUACCUCAUUACCUCAAUGUGGUGGAGAACACACCACCGUUAGCAGUGAAUACUCCAGAAUCGUUUAUAACAGCCAGUAUGAAAGCAGAAGAAUCAAGCUCAUCUUUACCAGAAAAUGAAACACAAAUGCUAGAUGCAGCAUGUGUAGUAAACAAAUCCUCUGCUGGAAGUUCAGAAAGCUCCAUGGCUGGCAGUCCUGACACAGAGUCGCCUGUGUUAGUGAAUGAAUAUGAAGCUGGUUCUGGAAAUAGUCAAAAAUCUGAUGAGGAUGACUUUGUGAAAGUUGAAGACCUGCCCCUUAAACUUGCAGUCUAUUCAGAGGCAGAUUUACUGAAGAAAAUAGCAUCAGAGGCCCAAACCAACAGCUUGUCAGAUGAAUUAUUGGAUGGAGGUGGGCAGCAAGAUCGAGAAUUAGUUGGAGAUGCCCAGACUCUGAAAGAACCAGUAAGCCAUGAUUUAAAGUACUUAUGAAGAAGAGGCAAGGAUCAAAUAUUUCUUAAACUUUUGGAGCUCUAAGUGCAUGAGAAUAAUCUGAAGAUACCUGCAUAUGUAAACUCUAUACAAAUGCGUAUGGAAGAUCAGCACUAAUUUCACAAAUUCUGAAAGUGUAUAAAAAUGUAAAAUAGUUUUUGACACGCUGCCUCUUAGAAUAGGUAGGCUAACUUCUGCCUGUGGCAGUUUGAACAGCUGGAACUGAAACUUCUUUUAUUCAGUUUUGCUGCACUGUUCUUUUUCUGUCUUAAUCUUUUUUAUUGUGACUUGUUUAGUAAUUUUAAACAUUUGUUCAAAAUUGUAGUUUUAAAUAAAGUUUGGACUUGUCUGUAAAUUUGUCUUUUGGAAAAAUUUCCUCAGACUUAUAAAAUGAUGUGAGGAGUUCGUUGGAAACUAACUGACCUAAGUGUUCAUGCGUUUAUAGUUUGCUGGUCCUGUUCAGAGAAAUGCUGUUAGUUUUCCUGGGAGAAGAGACUUUUGUCUCACUGUUUCUCAGUCUUCUACAAGCAUGACUUGUAGAUAGUCUGCAUCUCCUCCUUGCCUUAUAGCCUAAGUGUAGCUGGCCUGUAAAAAUUACUCUAGUUCAUGGCCUGUAGAGUUAAUGUCUGUCAGCACAUUUGUCUGAGGUGAAGUAGAUACCCUGUUUUGUUCUUAAUUGCAGAAGACAUCUAUUUUUUUUUUAUUAUUUUAUUAUUUCCAGUUCUUUAUUAUUUCCUUUUCAAUAUGAAACAGGAUAAACUUAGCUGAAAAUUUUAAUAUCCUUUCACAUGUGACACUUAAAAUUGCUGUAAGUGGAUACCUGUAAAAUUUUUUCUUUAAGUAUUUAACUUUGUGAAUGGUUUUUGGAUGUAAAAAGGAAGAUGUAUAGAAAAUUACUAUUAAAGUUACCGUGUAUUUAAAAAAAUUAAUAAAUAACAAAAAAAAGUUUAAGUUGGCACCUAAUAAAGUCAUGGCAAAGGCAGAAUUAGGGUCAUAGAAAAGUAGAUUGAAAACUAAAUCAGAAUAAAAAUUUUAUUUGCUCUUUCAUAUUCCUACUUAUAUCAGAAUUCCUAGUAACAGGAAGUCAUAAAGUUGAGCUAGAAAUAGUUUAUUCUGUAUAUUUACUGCAGUGUAGUGAUCCGGUUUGCCGUUUGUUAGGACAAGACUGUUUUCAAGGCAGUCAAGAAAGUAAUGAUUACCUUAAGUUCAGAAUUUGCUUCCUUUUUGUUAGUAUUACAAUAUGGCUAUAUGGUACGGAAGACAUUUUAGUAGUAGCGAAGGUUCAAUAUACCCAAAAUAGCAUGAACUUUGAAUAAAAUGAGUGUGAUUGUACUGUGAUUUCCCUUUUUAUUAUUUUUUGAUUUUGAGCCUCAGCUUUUAUGAAUGGAUUUUGAAAUGGCAGAUCAGAGAUAAGAGGUGAUUGUAAAAGCAAAAUUAUACAUAUUAAAAGGUUUAAAGACAAUUUUAGUUACUGUGCAGGCUUUAAAGUCACUGUGAUGCUGCAUGUAGAGGACAAGGGAAGUGCAGUCACAUUGCAAGCUGGUGAAAAUGAAACAAAAUGAAAGAUUUUAAUCACUAAAUGAACACCAGAAUUGGUAAACCUAAAAGAGGACAUAAGCUUAUUUUAGGCAAAAUAUUGUUUACACAUGAAAUGUUAACAUGAUGUCAGGAAACAUCAUGAGCACAAAAGGUGAGCAUUUAAUAAUGCUACUUAUGAAUAAUACAUUUUGAUGGAUUUGCCCUGCUCUAGUGAUGAAAUUUUGAGCAAAAACUGUGAUUGGAUUCUGUGAAGAUUAUGAACACUUGAGACAAAGGGGUAGUACAGGUGGGCCACUGGCUUUGCUUUGAUGAGAAAUCAAAUUGCAAUUGAGAAAGUGUGCAUAAAAUCCAUUGUAACUUUGGAAAAUGAGGCAAUGCUUGGCAACAUUAGAUAAAAUUGCAAUUAUAAUUGAUGUUGAAGCAGAAAAUUAUCCUCCAGGAAGGGUGAUCAACUAUAAUAGAUGUCAAAACUAAGAAAGGAUGUCUAGAUGGAUUGGUUAAAUAAUAAUCAGUGUAUGCCAUAAUGCUCAUAGAGAAUUAUGAUACUGCUGCAGGGGGCAUAGCAGGGAACAAUCUUUCAGGGUCUUUACAAUAAAAGACCUUGUAGUCAGGAUAGCUCCUUGUAGAGGGGCUUGCCCUAACAGCUUCAGGAGCAAUAAGGAAAGCUGAUAGUGCACAGUGUAGGUGAAGUCUUUAGCUGCAACUUCAGGAUUAAAUGUUCUGUUUCAAAAUCCAUGGAAGGAAAUGAGUUGUUUUUGGUUGUGAAAAUAAAGUUGAUGAUAGGAAGAAUUGACGUUCACUGUUUUCAAAUGUGAAACUUGUCACAGAGUAACUCAUCCACUAUUGAAGAAAACUUUCAAUAGUAGAUGAGU
Molecule: messenger RNA, 8873 nt
Organism: Phasianus colchicus (ring-necked pheasant)
Lineage: Eukaryota; Metazoa; Chordata; Aves; Galliformes; Phasianidae
Gene: PCM1
Product: pericentriolar material 1
Biological process (GO): protein localization to centrosome; microtubule anchoring at centrosome; non-motile cilium assembly
Cellular component (GO): ciliary basal body; centrosome; centriolar satellite
Source: RefSeq, a predicted model, not a curated record